AUGACUACCAGUAGUAAUAACCUUGCAGCGGAAAUUGUAACAGCGAUGGAUAGAAAUAGAAUUAACAGAGUUGAUCUUUGUCUCGACGAUGCAAAGAAAUUAAUCAACGACUAUCAAACAGGGAAAAUUAUGGCUGGUGUAGAUCCAGAAAAAUUAUGGCGAGCUAAAAAAAUCGUGGAAUCAACUAUCCAUCCGGAUACAGGCGAGGCUGUGUUCUUACCAUUUCGUAUGUCUUGUUUUGUACCUACUAAUCUUGUAAUUGUGGCUGGAAUGUUGAUGCCUAAUCCGAGUAUGAAAAGUAUGAUAUUUUGGCAAUGGGCAAAUCAAAGUAUAAACGUAGCAUUUAAUUAUUCGAAUGCUAACAAAACCAUAAAAAUGGAUUAUAAAGAGACAUUUUUCGCCUACGUAUCAGCAGUAACAACAUCAUGCGGGUUAGCAGUAGGACUCACACAAUUAGUACCUCGGCUAAGAUUUGUGAAACCGGCAACUCGAAAUUUAUUGAGUCGUCUGGUGCCUUUUGCGGCUGUUGCUAGCGCCGGGACUGUUAAUGUUUACUUGAUGAGAUUAAAAGAGAUUAGGAGUGGGAUUGAUGUAUACGAUGAGGACGGUAAUGUAUUGGGUAAAUCCAAAGCAGCAGGAGCUUCAGCUGUCAAACAGGUCGCAAUAUCCCGAAUCCUAAAUAACUCACCGGUUCUUACCAUCCCACCACUGGUACUAUCACAAUUAGAAAAAACAAGUUUUCUGAGAAGGAAUCCUAGACUUCUGUUACCAAUGAAUUUUGGACUAAUAACUCUAUCCGCAUUCACCACGCUUCCACUUGCAAUUGCUGUUUUCCCACAGCGAGCCGAGAUUGAUACAAAAAAAUUAGAGCCACAAUUUCAGAAUUUGCGCAAGAAGAAUG
Messenger RNA from Ambispora leptoticha, 901 nucleotides. Lineage: Eukaryota; Fungi; Glomeromycota; Glomeromycetes; Archaeosporales; Ambisporaceae. The record is from the annotation of a GenBank genome assembly.